UGCAUUCCCUAGAUAGAGUCAAGUUUGCACGAGUGAAGAAGAUGUUUUAAUUCCGGGCAAAAGCGUACGUACGUACUUAAUUAUCAUGUUUUCCAUAUCCCGAUGAUUAGCAGGCCAAGUAUUACUAGUCCAACGAAGUGGUAGCCAAACCCUAAUUGAAUGAAUGGUAAAUGUCUGGUUCAGAGACAGCAAGGAUGGACGGCCUGGUUAGCUCCCUAUUUCAAUCAAUCGAUGCCAGGUCGGUCGAUCGCAAUAAUAUCGCCGGCGCUCCACCCUCAACCUAAUCCCCGUUUAAUCAGUCCAAGAGGAGGUAUUGCACUUCGUUUUUUUGGUCAUUAUAUAUAGCUCAGAGGAAACCCUCACAUUGUCAUCAAAGGCAUACAUAUUACAAACAUACAUACAUACAUACAGCACACACUGAGCAGCUACGUGACUUGUGUCAAAGGUGCAUACAACAUUGGUUUUAGAUUGUGAUCGUCAGAGAGAGCUAAUUGGAGAAAAUGCAGAAGUUUACGAGUACUUCAGUUGUGGUUGUCUUGGGUGUAAUUUCUGCGGUUUUUAUACAAUGCGUGGCGGCACAAACAGUACAUGUUGUGGGAGAUAGCUUGGGUUGGAGCAUUCCACCAGAUGGUGCUGUGGCAUAUGACAAUUGGGCUGCCAUUAGGAAGUUCGUGGUCAGUGAUAUUCUAACUUUCAACUUCGCCACAAGUGAGCAUGACGUCCUUCAUAUCCCAAAAGAGUCCUAUGAUUCCUGCAGUUUAGCCAACCCCAUUGGCGAGACUCUCACCAGAGGCCCUGUCAACAUAACCCUCUCAAAUGCUGGCAACGUAUACUAUAUUUGCAUCUUCCACCAGCAUUGGCAAUCAGGCCACAAGUUAGUCAUUUUCGUCUCGGGCUCUUUAGAUGCUACCCCCCCUACAAACAAUACUCCACCUUCAACCCAAACUCCUCCUAGAAGUACUAGGCGUAGGCGGCGGAGCACUCAGAACAUCCCAACCCGUCAGGCAGCCAGUGAGCAAUCCACCGGCCCAACGUACGGCUCAGAUGCUACGCGCGGAUUCUUCAUCAUCUGGGGUCUUUGCUAGUUUCUUUAUCACAUUAUUUCCCAUUGUCAUGGGUUUCCUAUUGUAAUAAAUUAAGAAGAGGAGAAUUUUAUUCUAAAUUGAUGAUUAAGCUGUUUCGAUCGAGUUCAGGGCAACGUUAUGGUUUUCUUUUGUUUUAAACUUUUAUGUGAUCGAUUGUAAUUCUUGUAAGUGUGGUUGAGGUUAGAAGCAGAACUAUUUAAUAUAAUUUUUGAGCACAUGAUGAAUAAAGGGAUCCUUUGAUGUUUUUUUUUUUUUUUUGGUUACUUUUUUGUUUUUAGUUGAGAUAAAAGGCAAAACUUAUGGGAAUAUAAAUCUACAAUAGGGGUGUCAAAUCGUGUUAACGGGUUGUAUUCGUGUCGUAU
Molecule: messenger RNA, 1447 nt
Organism: Carya illinoinensis
Lineage: Eukaryota; Viridiplantae; Streptophyta; Magnoliopsida; Fagales; Juglandaceae
Product: mavicyanin-like
Exons: 3
Coding region: 501-1085 (194 amino acids)
Cellular component (GO): plasma membrane
Molecular function (GO): electron transfer activity
Source: RefSeq, a predicted model, not a curated record